Messenger RNA from Condylostylus longicornis, 2333 nucleotides. RefSeq names its product V-type proton ATPase subunit H (gene VhaSFD). Gene Ontology annotation, cellular component: lysosomal membrane; vacuolar proton-transporting V-type ATPase, V1 domain. Gene Ontology annotation, biological process: proton transmembrane transport. The transcript has 9 exons. The record is from RefSeq and is a predicted model, not a curated record. NCBI's taxonomy places the organism in Eukaryota, Metazoa, Arthropoda, Insecta, Diptera, Dolichopodidae. Gene Ontology annotation, molecular function: protein binding; proton-transporting ATPase activity, rotational mechanism. The coding region runs from base 88 to 1764 and encodes 558 amino acids.
AUUGACUUUUUAUGAGAGCGAAGUCACAAGACCAGCUGUCAGUUUUAUUAAAAUUAUUUCAACAUCUGGAGCUAUUAAACAAAAAUUAUGUCUGCUGCAAAUGUAAAAAAUAUGAUUCCUCAGCUUCCUGAAGAAAACAUUGAUAUGAUUGCUGCAACUAGUGUGUUGCAACAACAGGCAGGGGAUGUUCGUCAAAAUAAACCAAAUUGGCAAACUUAUGCUCAAUCAAAAAUUAUUUCUAAUGAUGAAUUCCAAUGUGUUACCUCAUUAGAUGGGCCAGAACGUGCUGAUUAUUUGCAAAAACAACCUAGUCAAACAGCCAAAACAUUAUUGAAUAUGAUAUCUCAUAUUACAAAAGACCAAACCAUUCAAUACUUAUUGGUCAUGAUUGAUGACAUUUUGCAAGAAGAUCGCACAAGAGUAAAUAUCUUUCAUGAUUAUUCAGCUAAACGUAAACAAGAAGUAUGGGGUGCAUUUUUGAAUUUAUUAAAUCGCCAAGAUCCUUUCAUUGUUAACAUGUCGUCCAGAAUUAUAGCAAAAUUAGCCUGUUGGGGAAAAGUUAUGAUGCCGAAAUCUGAUUUGAAUUUCUAUUUGCAAUUUCUAAAAGAUCAGCUCGUUGAACAUGCGACUGAAUAUGUAAAAGAAAUGGCAGAAAUAUCUAAGCGUAUAACAACUGUAGUCCAUUUACAUGGCCAUCAUUCACAUGGUCAUGGACAUCACCAUGGACAUCAUCACGAUUCAAAAUAUCACUUUCAACAUCAUGGGAAUGGUCAUCAAAAUCAAUCAGUACAUGAAACAUAUAAAGAAAUUCCAGAAGGAAAUACUUCAGUACCUGGCACACCAACAAUUUCUGGUGAUGGAAAACUUCAAGUAAUACCGAGUAACGAAUAUAUACAAUCAGUUGGUCGUUGCCUUCAAAUGAUGUUACGUGUUGACGAAUAUCGAUUUGCUUUCGUCUCCGUUGAUGGUAUAAGUACAAUUAUAAGUAUACUUUCAUCAAGAGUAAACUUCCAAGUUCAGUAUCAGCUUGUUUUCUGCUUAUGGGUUUUAACAUUUAAUCCAUUAUUAGCAGAAAAGAUGAAUAAAUUUAAUGUUAUUCCAAUAUUGGCCGAUAUUUUAAAUGACUGUGCCAAAGAAAAGGUCACAAGAAUAAUUUUGGCAGUAUUUCGCAAUUUAAUUGAAAAACCAGAAGAACCGCAAGUAGCUAAAGAGCAUUGUAUUGCAAUGGUACAGUCAAAAGUACUAAAACAAAUUUCGAUUCUUCAACAACGUCGUUUUGACGACGAAGAUAUCAUUGCUGAUAUUGAAUUUUUGAGUGAAAAAUUACAAAAUUCGGUUCAAGAUCUAUCAUCAUUCGAUGAAUAUGCAACUGAAGUUAAAAGUGGUCGUUUGGAAUGGUCUCCUGUACAUAAAUCAGCAAAAUUCUGGCGUGAAAAUGCUCAACGUUUGAAUGAGAAAAAUUAUGAGUUAUUAAGAAUUUUAGUUCAUUUGUUAGAGACAUCAAGAGAUCCACUAGUUUUAUCUGUUGCCAGUUACGAUAUUGGGGAAUACGUUAGACAUUAUCCAAGAGGAAAGCAUGUAAUCGAACAGCUUGGUGGAAAACAAUUGGUAAUGCAGUUAUUAAGUCAUGAAGAUCCGAAUGUGCGUUAUGAAGCUUUGUUAGCUGUUCAAAAGUUAAUGGUCCAUAAUUGGGAGUACCUCGGUAAACAACUGGAAAAAGAUUCAGAAAAACCGAAUCAAAAACCGAUUAGUGGAAAAGCCUAAUUUGAGGACAUAGAUACUCUGGCUGAUGUAAAAAAAAAUAAACUUUCUGAUCAAAUUUACAUUUAAAGUUUAAAAAUAUUUGGCUAAAUAAUGAUUCAUGUUGAUUUAAUGUAACAUUGUAACAAUAAAAUUGGUAUUAUUUGUAAAAAUCACGCAUUCCAAAAUUUUGUUCAUAAUAAAUUUUCAAAAUCAGCAAAAAAUCAGAUAAAUUAAGCAUAUAAAUCAUAAAAUUAUAAUAUAAAAUAUGAAAUUAUUCAGAAAGUUUUAUUUUUAAUAUUUCAAUAAUUAAAUUUGUAUCUAGUAAAUUGUAACAUGUGUUAAAUUGAAAAAUUUAGAUCUAAAUACGACUUAUUAAAAACUGUUUAUAAUUCUUAAAUAAUUUAUGUGUUAUUAUUAUUCGUUUAAAAGAAAAUAAAAAGUAUUUUUAUAUUCGAGAUAUGAAAAAAAGUUAACUAAUGUCAGUAUCUCUUUGAUGUAAAUAAAAGUUUACCAUAUAUCUAAUGUAAUAUACAAAUUUCAUCGGAAAAUUUUAAAAUUUGAUUUGCAAUUAAAAAGAUUUUUUAAAAGCU